Molecule: messenger RNA, 3781 nt
Organism: Cricetulus griseus (Chinese hamster)
Lineage: Eukaryota; Metazoa; Chordata; Mammalia; Rodentia; Cricetidae
Source: RefSeq, a predicted model, not a curated record
GGCUGUGUGACCUUUGGGGAUGUGUUUGUCGACUUCUCCUGGGAGGAGUGGGAGCUCCUGGAUGAGCUGCAGAGGCUACUCUACCUCAGUGUGAUGCUGGAGAACCUUUCACUUGUGACCACACUUGGGUGUCGGUGUGGAGCAGACAGCAGGGAGGCACCUUGUGAGGAGAGCGUCUCUGUAGAAGCAGCGCCGCAGGCCGGGGCUGCGGAAUCAAGUCUCUGGAUUCGAACAGCCCUCCCCUGGGAGAAGUAUGGCCCACUCCUGCAGAGCGUUCUGCACCUGGUUGAACACCAUGGCUCCACCCUGCGCACGCAGAGAAGACGAGAAGGACCGGCUGGACAGUGGCAGCCCCCUGCAGCAACACACCCAGGGCACAGCGCCCGAGGAGGCGAAUCUGUGCAAGAACACUGAGUGCCCGGAGCCGCUCACACAGAGCUGCAGCCUUGGGGAACACCAAGGCGAGAGUGAUGGGCCGACUGUCCACAACAGUGACAGUGGGCACACCUCACCCCACGCCUCUCCUGCUCCUGACAGUCACAUUCCUCUCACUGAGGAGAAACCCUUCAGGUGUCUGCCGGUUGGGAACGUGUUCAAGGAGAUGCCCACUCUUUUGAAUCACGGAGACAUCCCCACCAGAGAGACACCCUAUGUGUGUAAGGAGUGUGGCAAGGCCUUUGCUCACCCGUCACGUCUAGCCAUGCACCAGAAAUUUCACAGAAAGCAAAGCCACUACGCGUGCCAUGAAUGUGGGAGGCUUUUCCGUCGCAAAGACACACUUGUUCAGCACCAGAGAGUUCACACAGGGGAGAGGCCUUUCAAGUGCAGCGACUGCGACAAAGCCUUCAGCCGCAAAGACGUCCUCGCCCAGCAUCAACUGUUUCACACUGGGGAGAAACCCUACACGUGUAGUGAGUGUGGGAAAUCCUUUAGUCAGAGUUCCCACCUCAUGGAGCACUGGAGAAUUCACACGGGAGCGAGGCCCUAUGAGUGUAGCCAGUGCGGGAAAUUCUUCAGCCACACAUCCAGCCUCCUGAAACACCAGAGGGCCCACGCGACGGGAGCGAGGCCCUACGUUUGCGGCAAGUGUGGCAAAGCCUUUGGCUGCAAAGACACGCUGACUCAGCACCAGAUAAUCCACACUGGUGCAAAGCCGCACGAGUGUGGUCAGUGUGGGAAGGCCUUCGGCCAGAAACAAAUGCUUGCCAGGCACCAGAAAAUCCACACCGGGGAAAGGCCCUACGAGUGCCGGGACUGUGGCAAGUGCUUCAGACACAGCUCCAACCUCAUUGUGCACCAGAGAAUCCACACCGGAGCCAAACCCUACGCUUGCAGCGAAUGCGGGAAAUGCUUCAGUCACAACUCCAGCCUUGUCCUGCAUCAGCGAGUUCACAGCGGAGCCAGGCCUUACGUGUGUGACGAGUGCGGGAAGGCCUACAUUAGCAGCGCCAACCUGGUUCAGCACAAGAAAGUUCACACGGGAGCAAGGCCUUACGGGUGCAGCGAGUGUGGCAAUAACUCUAACCUCAUCCUCCACCAGAGGGUCCACACCGGAGAGAAGCCUUUUGUCUGCACGGAAUGCGGAAAAGCCUAUACCAGAAGUUCUCAUCUUCUGCAGCAUCAGAAGGUGCACGUGGAGGAAGAAAGGCCUGCUCCCGUGUGCGACAGCUUUGGUGACCCCUUAGCUGUAGCUCUUAAACUUCUUUAGCAUAAAAACAAGAAAAUGAUUCAGCUGGGCAUGGUGGCAUCUCGCCUUUAAUCCCGACACCGGGGAGGCAGGGGGAGGUGGAUCUCUGUGUGUUCUAGGCCAGCCUGGUCUACAAAAAAAAAAAAAAAUAUAUUCAUCCUAGAGAAAAGCCUUAUGCAAUGAGAGAAAUCUGAUGCUACCAUUUUUAAGCUAAUACUCACACUGGAGCAAAGCUCAGUGAGCACUGUUUAUGGAGCAACCAUCAUCCUGCAGGUUACCCUGGUCCGUUUCUUACAUCCAGUCAGGGAGAUUCCCAGUUAGCAUCACGUGUAGGAAGGUUUUCACUAGAUGUAUUCAGCUUUCUAAACUGCCCAGGGCUCUUCACAGAGUUGCGUCACUGCCAAAGAUUAUAGAUUCCCUCUCGCUAUUACCAUCUGUUUCCGUCAGUCCGUUCUGCCCCAGAAAGGCAGACAUUUGCUUGCUGUCCCCCUCCAGGGAAUGACGAGUGUUCAAAGCCCACCGAGGCUUCUUUCUCCUGCCACAAGUGGAGUCUAAGCAGGCAGCUAACUUUGACUUAAAGGAUCCCAGCUGAGUCCUACUGCAGAUUGCCAGGCAUUUUGUUCCGGAAAAUGUUGACUUGUGACCGUAAUCUUGCCCAGGUUCCCACCUUGAAACUGUCUUGCCCAUUGCUGUUGCUUUUCAGUGACAAAGAAUAUGACAGCAGCCAUUCUGCUUAGUUUUGUUUGCAAUGUCCAGUGGAUUGAGAAAGAAGUUGGGCUCUGCCAACACAGAGUGAUCUUUAUUUAUAGGCAUAUUUAUGGUGAUAUAUAUAGGCACCAUCUUUAUUUGCCUCAGAUAAGAUCACAAGAUAACAAGAGAGUUCUUGGUCUACUUUAACAGAAUGUGCCCCAUUGCUGAGGCCAAACUAGAAAGAGCUUGGUCUGCUAAAUUAUAUGCUCGAGUGUAAGGGUCACCUGUGAUUUCAUUGUUCAUUCCAACGGCAGCACAGGAGGUGUGAAAAUGCGUUUGCUCCUGGAAGCUGUGUGAAUUGGGUCCCUUUGAUGUCAUGGAUCCCCUUGGAUUCAAAAGUCACUGUUAACUGUUGAUCAGUUGGCAUGAUGCAGCCCAGGUAGGUAGGUAGGUUGGUGGGUAGCCCCACCGUCUUGUGGUAGCACCCAAAUAUUCUUUCUUGUAUGCCUGCCUUGUAUGCCUGCCACCCUUCUCAGUGGUAUCCAAGUACUGUGUCUCUAGAAAAUUAGUCAUUAACCUUAGCCAGGCAGUGGGGGCACACGCCUUUAUUCCAGCACUUGAUGUGAGCUCAAGGACAGCCGGGGCUACAUACAGAGAAAUCCUGUCUUGAAAAACAAAACUUUAUUGAUGUAUAGCUAACAUGCAAUGCAUUACAAAUAUGUAAAAUACAAGAUGUACGCUUUUUCAGCAUCUGGAUACCCCUGUGAACUCAUCGUAUUCAGGAUCAUGUGUCGGGGCUGAAGAAUGUAUGGCUCAAUGGUUAACAGCUCUAUCUGUCCUAGAAGCCCUGGGUUUCGUUCACAACACCCAUAUUGGUUGGCACACAAUCACCUUUAAGUCCAACCCCGGGACUUAUAGAAAACCAAAACCAGAUAACCAAAAACAAACCUAAAAGAUAAUGUGCAUAUCCCACACAACCAAGGACCCGUGUUCCUUCCUAUCUCUGCCAUCUCUUCCUGUCCCCUAUCCACAGACAUCAGCACGCGUUUUGUAGACUGUAGCAGUGAAAUUUGGUUAGUAUUCUCAUGAGGAAACAGUGUUCUGGCGUGCACACACACAUGUUGCAUGACUCAGUGGUGUUGAUUUGUAUUGCUGACCAGCCAGCGCCCCAUUGUAUGCUACGUGUUUUUAAAAUCCAUUCAGUUAACGGGUGUUCUAGUCGCUUAUAGCUUUGGCUAUUACAGAUAAGGCUGUUGCAGGAUUUGGCUUCAAGUUCAGAGAGAAUAACAUUUUACUGUGUGUUAUGUGCUGGCUGCAUUUUAUCCCAUUCACCAACUGAAAAUGUAUUAGUUGUUUUCAGAAUUUGGCAGUCGUGAAUAAACCCGCUACGUAUAUUUGCGUGCA